Dufourea novaeangliae is the source of this 3315-nucleotide messenger RNA. RefSeq names its product RNA-binding protein 26 (gene swm). Lineage: Eukaryota; Metazoa; Arthropoda; Insecta; Hymenoptera; Halictidae. The transcript is spliced from 10 exons. The record is from RefSeq and is a predicted model, not a curated record. Gene Ontology annotation, molecular function: metal ion binding; RNA binding. Gene Ontology annotation, biological process: mRNA processing. Bases 124 to 3012 code for a protein of 962 amino acids. Gene Ontology annotation, cellular component: nucleus.
GAGUGAGAUUUCAGAAUGGCGACUGUCUUUACUUAGGAGAGUACUUAUUCCCGCCCAGAAAUUGUGUAAUUAACGUGUGUCUUUGAAAAGUUCCAUGUGUUUUUCGUCGCGUAUUCACUGAAAAUGAUUAUAGAGAAUCCGGAUCAAUUCAAGGCGUGGCUCACCGCCGUCUUGGAGCCGCUUUGUGAUGCUGACCCUGCAGCAUUAGCAAAAUAUGUAUAUGCUCUUGUUAAGAAGGAUAAAACAUUGGAAGAAUUGCGAGGUGGAAUGGUCGAACAGCUUGAUGUAUUUUUACAGCAGGAAACCAAAAACUUUGUGGAAUUAUUAUUCAAAACAUUGGAAACUCAAGAAUACAUACUUCCACCUGCAAAAAAUGAUCCAGAUGGUGGUGGGACACCACCUGGUGUAAAUCCACCACCUCCUGUAUUAGCAGCAGAAAAAAUAACUGAAAGUACAAUUCCUAUUACUACUUCUAUCACUACAAAUCCUCCUGUUCCCCCUCAAAUAAAUGGAUCUGCGCCAAUGCCAAUAAGUAAACGUGAAACUAGAAAAUCAGACUCUGAUAAAAUUGACAAAGAAAAGGAGAAACGUUCACGUAGUCGAAGUGGCCGAAUGAGAUCCAGAACAAGAUCACGUUCCCGUUCGUGGGAAAGAGAUAGACGUAGAUCCAGAAGCAGGGAGCAUAUUCGUCGAGAUAGAGAACGUGACAGAAGUCGACCAUGGAGGAACGAAUCGCCGCCAAAUACGAGACGACACGAUAGAAGACGGAGCAGAAGUCGUAGUACGUCACCGAUACGACCAAGAAUACGAGACGGUCCUGACAAUCGUGAUCAUAGAGCACGAUUUAGGAACAGGUCGCCGACGCCUCUGCGAUCGAGAUCUCGGUCAAGAUCGUUAGAUCGUAAAAAGAUAGAUCGGUCUGAAAGGAUGGACGUAGACAGAACGGAUAGAAUCGAGGGGAGUCCUGGUGGUGGUACCCCAACGCAAGACAGUAAUCACGGAGACGUAGACAUGAGGUUGUCUACUACUAGUCAGUCAAUUCAAAGUGUCGUCGCUGUCGCUUCUGCUGUAUCAAAUAACCAACCUGGAUUCCAAGCAAAGAGGCGGUGCAGAGAUUUCGAUGAAAAGGGAUAUUGCAUGAGAGGUGAUCUCUGUCCUUACGAUCACGGUACAGAUCCUGUUGUAUUAGAAGAUGUAGCUUUAAGUCGCGUUUUAACAUUCGGUCCACAUAGUGCACAAGCACCAGGAACUGUACCUGUAACAGCAGUACCGGAACCACCUCAAGGACCCAACGGAAAUGCUCCACCGCAACACCUUCCUCUUGCUAGUUUACCUCCGCCUCAUUUACGAAAUCAACAUCACUCGAAUAUGGAUGCAUUUGCCGAGUAUAAUCCAGAUGCACCGAGUAUGGAGCCUCGAGUGCCAUGGGGAAGACAUCCCCAACCAGGACCUGGCAUUUAUGGAAGGGGACAAAGGGAAUUAAUUAGCGUGCCAGUGAUUCCGCAUACGAACUCAUCCGAGAUUACACAUACUCAAACGAAUCCGUUAAAGCGUAAACAAGCAUUCGAUUUCAACCGUCUUGGACCGAAGCAACGAGUAGUCCAUAAUCCAGCUAACUGCUCUUUGGAAUUGAAAAAGGUCCCGCGUAGUCUGAACAACAUAACUCAAUUGAAUAAUCACUUCUCGAAAUUCGGUAAAAUUGUAAAUAUACAAGUCAAUUUCGGCGGAGAUCCCGAGGGAGCGUUGGUUACCUUCCAGCUACCAGCCGAAGCAAAAGCUGCAUACAGAAGUACCGAGGCUGUGUUGAAUAAUAGAUUUAUCAAAGUGUUUUGGCAUAACAAUGUUAACAAUAACGCAGCUGGUGGCGCCAUCGAAAACGUACCACCAGGAUGCCGUCCUUCUGUAAAAGAACGAUUGGGCGCUAGUGUAACCACACCAGCGAAAACUGACGAGAACGAAUAUAUUCCUACUCGUCGUUCAACUGAAGAGCAACAAGUCACGCAAAGUUUAGUUCCAACGUCACCAAAAACUACCACUGCUUCUAACAGAGAAGAAAAAGUUCUUGCGAUAAAAAAGACACAGGAGAUCUUGGCCGCUAAGGAAACCUUAAAGAAGAAACAGGAGGAGAAACGUAAAGAGGCAAUAAAAUUGACCGCUGACUUACGUAAGCGGAAACAAGAACUUUUGGACAAACAUUUGAUAGAAAUACGAGCUUUGAUCGAUAAAGCUGAAAAAAAUCCAGAACAGAAGGAUGCGAUCAUGGCGACGAUAAAGACCAUGCAGCAGUCCAUCGACAAUUUACGCAAGGACCUAGCUGCGAACGGUCAGAUUGGUGGUAACAAGACGCAAGCAAAAUCCAGAGAACAGACCCAGAAAGAGAUUUUGGACGCCGAGUUAGACUUAAUGACUGCACAACAAGAGGGACAAGACGCCGGGGAGUUGCAAAAAAGACUAAACGAACUGCGGGCUCAAGCUGCUGCGUUGGGUUUAAACGCAGGUCCAGCUGUCGGCAGAGGUACAAGAUCCAGUAGGGUUAUACGAGGUAGCCAUGCGUUAUCAUAUAGGGGUCGCGGUAGAGGGAGUUUUACCCAUGUUUCGGUAGAUCACAGACCGACAAGUCUUCUAGUCUCUGGUUACGAAACCGAAGAAAAGGCUGAAGUUUUAGCGCAUUUCCAACAAUUUGGAGAAAUAGUGAAUCAAAUAGUAGAUGAUGCAACGCCUUCGAUUGUGAUCAAUUUUAAGUCAAGAAAAGAGGCCGAGGUGGCAUUAUUAAAGGGACGCACAUUUCAGGAUAGAUUACUGUCUAUUACAUGGGUCUCCGGGCAUCAUUUACACCGUGGCGGAGGUGGUAGUAAUACGAAUUCAUCCGUACAACUUUCUUCGCGCUCUGAACAAGCGCCACCUACAACUGACGAAGAAAUUGAUGUAGAAGGUAAUGCAGAAGCAUUGCUUCUCGAGGAGAACGAGGAAGAGGAGGAUGAAGAUGGCGAGUCGCGUAGCUGGCGGCGAUAGCAGCGCCAACGUUACUCGUGACAAAAACUUGGUACCAACUACAAUGACUGUGUGAUGAUCUGGGCAAAUCAAUAUAUGCUCAGCACCUGCGCCACUGCUGCACCAUCGUUUGAUGCAUCAAAUGCCAUGAUUUUCACGAAAGAGUCAGAUUACGAGCUCAUACACGUUAUCAUGAGUGUUACACUAUUUGUUAAUAUUAUUAAAUAUAUGCGUGUGCGCAUUAUAACGGUAUAAAAGAAAGUAUAUACCGUGGUGAGUUGCGCGGCGCAAAAUAGAAAACUGAUAUGCAAGUUUCCAACAGCA